Messenger RNA from Colias croceus (clouded yellow), 775 nucleotides. RefSeq names its product peptidoglycan recognition protein-like (gene PGRP-S2). Gene Ontology annotation, biological process: peptidoglycan catabolic process; innate immune response. The coding region runs from base 203 to 775 and encodes 190 amino acids. Gene Ontology annotation, molecular function: zinc ion binding; N-acetylmuramoyl-L-alanine amidase activity; peptidoglycan binding. NCBI's taxonomy places the organism in Eukaryota, Metazoa, Arthropoda, Insecta, Lepidoptera, Pieridae. The record is from RefSeq and is a predicted model, not a curated record. The transcript has 4 exons.
UAACCAAGCCGUGAAUAUAGUAGAAUGUAUGAUGUAUGAUGUAAUGAAUGUAGCAGAAUUUCCAAUCAAAGGGAAUCAAUCACCUUUAGGAUGUUACUAGUUACAUACGUUUUGAUUACUAACAUAUAAAUUUAAUAAAUGGUGUUUGUAAUUAACAUAACAUAAUAAAUAGUGUUUGUGUUUAUUUUUCAAUUAGUGCGCAAUGAAAGGAAACGAAAUGUAUAUUGUUUUAUUGCUCGUUAUAAAAAUUGUGGUCGCCACAGAUCUAGAUUGCGGAGUCGUACCCCUAUCUCAAUGGGGCUCAACGCCCUUGAACAAUCCAGUGAAUUUGUCAAAGCCAGUACACAUAGUAGUCAUUCAGCAUACGGUCACGGGCCAAUGCUUCGCUGACGAAUCCUGUGUGAAGCUUCUGAAUAAUGUUAGGAAACAACACGUUGAUAUGCUGGAGUUCUCAGAUAUUGGCAAUUCUUUCUACAUCGGCAGUAACGGAAAGGUGUAUGAAGGUUCCGGGUGGCACGUCGGCGCGCACUCAAAGGGGCUUAAUAGCAAAUCCAUUGGUUUAUCCUUCAUUGGGGAUUUUAGGGAGGAGUCACCAACUGAGCAAGCAUUGCAAGCCGCUAAGGACUUCCUGGAUUGUAGUGUUAAAAACCAUAACUUGUCUGACGACUACGAUCUUGUGGGACACGGUCAAGUGGCAUCGACAAUUAGCCCUGGGGCUAAACUACAAAGCCUUAUAGAAACAUGGCCGCAUUGGCGGCAGAAUAUAUCUAUGUAG